Messenger RNA from Salarias fasciatus (jewelled blenny), 5011 nucleotides. Its product is annotated as NXPE family member 3-like. The transcript has 7 exons. The record is from RefSeq and is a predicted model, not a curated record. The coding region runs from base 1293 to 3017 and encodes 574 amino acids. NCBI's taxonomy places the organism in Eukaryota, Metazoa, Chordata, Actinopteri, Blenniiformes, Blenniidae.
UUCAGGCAGAUCUGUUCUGAAGGCCUUAGUGUGAAAUGCACGGUCCGCCACUGGUAAUCCAGCAAUACUGCGAACAGGCAGUGAUGGGCAGAUGAGGCCUCAUGAACCACUGUCUUUAUUUUCUGAAGCCACUAGAUGGUGCUAUCUGUUCAGCAAAAGUUUGAAAGCACACUUCAUUGCCAGUCCUUCAGCCUCUAUUAUAAAGAGAGUGCCAUCACGUUGCCAAUCAGUCAAGCUCAUCUGAAAGUAACAACCAGACCAGCACACUCCGCUGGCCCCCGUUUUGAAGCCUUGAACAGGAUUUCUCUAUGUGACGAUGAUGAUGAUGAUGCACCAACUGUUAUUCUAAAAGAUCAUGCCAGCAUAUUUAACAGAAAGACUGGUUGAUUCAAUUCUGGACAUGCUGUGUGCCUUUUUGAAGCAGAACUUUGUAGAAAAAAGGGAAGCAGAGGCAGACCGACCGACGUCUAAAAUCGAUGUGCUAACUAAAAACAAAAAAAGGCUUUGAGCAGCAUUUUAACAAGUGAUAGGGGAGUGGUAGGUUUCUUUCUUUUAAUUUUUACUCUCUCUAAAUCAGAUUGGUGCUGCUGUUGGGCUAGCAUAUGCUUUUGGUGCUGCUUCUAUGUCAAAAAUUUUCUCUGUUGUUUUGCGUUGUCAUAUGGUAUGGGCAUUGUAAAGUAGGGAGUGAUCCGAAGGAAGAGGAUCUGGUGAUGUCUUGAUGCCCUGUAGUUGUUGACCAGCUGUCAUGCUGGUGUUGAUUAAGUACCAAAAUAAUGUUGCGUAAUAGUGACCUGAUGUCACGGGUCCAAGGUGGAAGGACCCACACACAGCAGCACAGGUUGAUCAAAAAAACCAAACAAACCUUUAUUUCCAGAACAUGAGGAUCAGAAGAACAAGCAGGGUUGAGCAGGCACAGGAAACAGGAACACACAGACAGACCCACAAGGAGCUGACAAGACACACCACGGGAACAGGACUUAAAUAGGGUGUACACACACACACACACACACACACACACACACACACACACACACACAGUACUACAAUCAGGUUUUCUCAGUUUUUUUCUUUUCACAGUCGCACUCCUGAUAGUCAUCGUGUUAUUGGAGCCCUAUUAAUGAGACAUAGGGUUUUAAUUCCAUUUUGAUCCUGACUUCUUUUCUGCACAUCAGCUUCAGGAUGAUGUAAAAAUUUUGUCAGCCCUAAAUUUGCUCUCUACAGAAGAACUUGUUCUCAGUCCUGCAUCAGCUGAAGCGGUCGCAGUACUCCACUCUUCACCGAAGCCACCUAUCAUGGAGGUCAGACCUUUGAAAAGUCACAAAGUCAGCAGAUUUUUUUACCAUAAGUAUGGGCGCAUCUUCCUGUUCUUGAUUGUUUUUGUUCUGAUCUUCGUGCUGUUCUGCACCGACAUCACAGAGGUUCUUCAAUUGUAUCACACUGAGUUAGGACAUGUUUAUCAGUACCAGAAUAAAUCCAAGCCCAGUGUCAACAUCUCAAGUGUCACUAGCCACCAAAGCUUCUGCAGCUUUCGACCUAUUUCCCCUGAAGAGGCUGUCGAGGAAGAAUUCAUACUUGAGUCCAUUGCUUGGCCAACAUACCCAUCAAAGAAACAUUUUUAUCCCUUGGCAAAUAUGAGUUACCCAGCCUGUGGCAAGUUCUCCAUUCUCCCAAGAAGAGGAGGAGGAAGCUGGCGUAUUGGGGAUCAGCUUGAAGUCUUGAUCCAAAUACAGGACUACCACUGCCGCCCCAAGAAGUAUGGGGGGGAUGUCUUACUGGCUAGUCUUCACAAUUCACCUCUUCAAGCUGGCGUGGUAGGACAAGUGGUGGAUCAUCUCAAUGGAACGUACUCUGCUGUGUUCACCCUACUCUGGAAAGGAAGUGCAAAGAUUGAGGUGACUCUGGUUCAUUCCAGUGAGGCAGUUGAAGUGCUGCGCAGGCUGACCAGUGAACAGCCUGAUAGGAUAUACUUUAAGAGCCUCUUCCGCUCGGGCUCCUACGCUGUCUUCGCCAACUGCAGCAUCUGCCUGCGGCCGAGCCAGGCGCCAUUGUGCAACUACACCGACAUUCACACGGGUGAGCCGUGGUUCUGCUACAAGCCAAAGAACCUUAGCUGUGAUGCCAGAAUCAAUCACUCCAAGGGAGGAUUUGCACAAAAUCUCAGGCCGAACGAAGUCAAACUCUUUGAAAGUGAGGUCAACAUGAAAGUCCCCAUUCGGACUUCAGGACCAUCUGAUGUCUUUGUGACGCCAAAAAUACAAGAUGGACCCAAUUCGGCAAUAAGCAGUGGGAGGUGGAAACCUUCUGGUUUUUACUACAAAGGUGUGUGGAGGUCACUUGGUGGAGACGCAGUUCGGAAGUUCAACCCUAAGCAGAUGACUCAGUGUCUUAAAGGCAAGCAGGUCCACAUGUAUGGAGACUCCACCAUCCGGCAGUGGUUUGAGUACCUGAAUGAAGUGUUGCCAGGUAUCAGGCCGUUUGGCCUAUACACCUCGAAGCAGACUGGACCCUUGAUGGCCCUGGACUACACCAACAAGAUCAUGGUGACGUACCGCUGUCACGGCCCUCCGAUCCGUUUUAACAAGGUCUUGAUCGGUGGACUGAGUUACAUAGCCAACGAGCUGGAGAGUGUUAUCGGAGGCCGUGACACCAUCAUAGUUCUUGGCAUAUGGUCGCACUUCAGCACUUUUCCAAUGGAGGUCUACAUCCGGCGGUUGAUGAGCAUCCGCAGGGCGGUUGUAAAGCUGCUGGCCAGAGCUCCGGAGACUCUGGUCAUCGUCCGAACUGCAAACCUCAAGAAUUUGACGCUCUACGAGACGCUAACCAACAGCGACUGGUACUCAAUGCAGCGCGACAAGGCGCUCCGAGCCGUAUUCAAAGGUACGAAGGUUCAUCUAGUGGACGCCUGGGAGAUGACACUCGCUCACAACCUGCCACACAAACUCCACCCCGAUCGUCCCAUCAUUAAAAACAUGAUCAAUGUGCUUUUAUCAUAUGUCUGUCCAGCAAAAGGCGGCUAAAUGCAGACACAAUUAAUAAUAGUUAACAGUAAUAAUUAUUAGUAACCAAAACUCUUUGGUGAAGAACACAGGGAAGGAUUAUACAAAAACUGUGAUUUUUAUUUUCUUCUUCAAAGGUCUUUUUUAUUGGACAUAGCAUCAAAGAAAAUAUAUUAUAUAUAGAGUGAAAAGUGGCAUUGUUAUGCUUGCUGUAUUUAUAGUAAAAAAAAAACACAAAAACAAAAGAAAAACACACAAAAACAAAACAAAACAAAAAAAAGAAACAAAGACAAAGUGCAGCCAGCCAACUAUCAAAGGGAGGGAAAAAGAAAAUAACUACACAUAACAUGUUAAUUUAUAGAAAUAAUAAUUUUAAAAUAGAGGGGUGGGGUUGGGGGGGGGGGGGGGGGGGGGGGGGGGUAAGGGGGUCUAAGCUACUCAGAAGUUAUAGUUGUAGAUCUUUCAAAGUGGUUUAAAAAAGGUUGCCAUACUUUACAAAAUGUAUUUUCAGAGCCACGAACUGUGUAUCAAAUUUUUUCCAGAUCCAUCUAAGACAUGAUGUCUUUAAUCAUUGUGAAUGUGAAGGGGCCACAUCAUCCUUCCAUUUAAGCAAGAUGACUCGCCUGGCUAAAAAAAGGGAGAACGGUAACAUUCCAAGCUUGGAAUUGGGCAAGUUAAGGUCCGGAGCCACUCCAAACAGAGCACAAAGAGGGUCUGGUUUAACCUUAUGUUGCAGAACUUCGGAAACUGUAUGAAAGACAGAGUUCCAAAAAAGAACUAAUGAAGGACAGGACCAGUACAUGUGAAGCAAUGUGCCAGGUGCGCUUCCACACUUGCUACAAGUCGGAUCAACCCCUGGAUAUAUGCAUGACAAGAUUGUACAUCUUGGACAAAUGUACACGAUGUACAAUCUUCAACUGAAUAAGUGCAUGUCGAGCACACAUUGAAGUUGUGUGAACGAGACCUAGAAUAGAUUCCCACAGUUGAUCUGUAAUGGUAAAAUUACGAUCUUGUUCCCAUUUAGACUUUAUAACGUCAAUAGGCGGACAAUGCAGAUUUGAGAUUAAAUUGUAUAAUACUGUUAUUACUCCCUUAGAGGUUGGAUUGACUAAUAAAAUUUGAUCUAAUGGAUUGUAUGAAGGUUUUUGAGGAAAAUUUGUCACUAUAGUUUGAACACAAUGUCUGACUUGUAAAAAACGCAAAAACUGUGUAGAGGCAAAACCAAAUUUGUCAGACAGCUCGGAAAAACUUGCAAAUUGUCCAUUCAAGUAUAAAUCAGCAAAACAUUUCAGACCACUCCUGUGCCAUGCAUGAAAAGCGUUACCUGUUAUUGAGGGAGCAAAAAGGUGAUUUGCAGCAAGUGGACUCUGAAGUGAGAAAGACUGCAGACCGAAUUUUUUCCUGAAUUGGCACCAUAUUCUUAGAGAUUACUUGGAUUUUUAUUUUCUAAAUCAAACAAAGGCUAGGUAUUUUUACUGAAAAAUGGGACAAAAAGUACAAGACUCAUUUCAACUAAAGUGAAAACACCUCUCAUUGCUCACAUAAAACAUAAUCACUAAGGCUAUACUGAGCAUCAACCCUCGUUUUUGCAGACACCAAAGAUUUGGAAUUUAAAUAAAGGUUAGUCUUUGUUUAAAUUCAAAACAAUGGGACAAUGAAAAUCUCUACAAUUAAGGUUAAGAAGUUUGUGCUUUAUUGUCACAGCGAGUGUUGUGAGCUGUGAGAUGUUUGAACACUAUUCAAGCAGAUAAAAAUACACUGCUAGGCGCUGAGGACUGCUGACUGCAAAGCUAAAGAUCAGAACAUGAAAAUUCCGUGAGAGCCCCUACAUGCACAUGUCACAUAUAUGUCAUACGUUUGGGAGGAUGCCGCUCCAGCCGGGGCCCUCAUAUACGAGGAUUGAAAGUGGAUCACUUUUGGGUUUAAUAAUUGUUUUCAAUCAGACUGAAAAAAAAAAAAAAACUCCAUGUAACCUGGGCCAGUGGCAGCCAUACAAAUGGAAAAAUGUCUUGCAA